Molecule: messenger RNA, 420 nt
Organism: Colletotrichum karsti
Lineage: Eukaryota; Fungi; Ascomycota; Sordariomycetes; Glomerellales; Glomerellaceae
Exons: 1
Coding region: 1-420 (139 amino acids)
Source: RefSeq, a predicted model, not a curated record
AUGACUGAAGUUGAGGCAUCGCCAUGGCAUGGAAAUCAAAAGCCAGUCUCCGAGAAACAGAGAGAAGGUGACAGCAAUGGGAAGAGCACCGACAGCGGCAUAGAUACCGACUCGGACCAAACCAACACCGACACGGACGAGAUCCCUUCCCUCGAAACCUUCAUCGAAUACACCGCCAUAGAAGCCUACAACCACGCGCGAGACGCCGCCUCGAACUCCGACAACACAACCACCGCCGAUUCCAGACCCAUCGCCGAACUCGACCCCAGCAGCCCCUGGGGCACGCCAAACUUCCAGCCGAAAGGGCCCAGCUGGGCCGCCGUCGUCGCCAGGAUUGUCUACGUUCUGCUCUCGCCAUGCGAGUGGUGCAGGCUCUUCGAGCACCGAUGGAGGCUGAAUGAGUUCUUCUACAUGUUUUGA